Pungitius pungitius (ninespine stickleback) is the source of this 2783-nucleotide messenger RNA. RefSeq lists its product as uncharacterized. The record is from RefSeq and is a predicted model, not a curated record. Lineage: Eukaryota; Metazoa; Chordata; Actinopteri; Perciformes; Gasterosteidae. The transcript is spliced from 4 exons. Bases 594 to 1715 code for a protein of 373 amino acids.
GCUACUAUCGCGCUAGCUUUGCGGUGGCUGACAAGUUAUGUCAGCAAGCGCAAACAAGUUGUACGAAGCUACUGCUGCUCUUGUAUUUAGCCAGCUAGCCUACGUGGAUAACCGUCACUCUGUCUGUCUGUCUGUCUGUCUGUCUGUCUGUCUGUCUGUCUGUCACUAUUAGCUACGGAAAUGGACGAGGGUCUCUGUUAGCUGUCCCUUUCCCGAGUACUGAAAGCAGCGCUUUACGCAGUGGCUGUUUAGCACAACAAUGUCAAAUAUAUACCUGUGUAUGAACAUCUAUCUAUCUAUCUAUCUAUAUCUAUCUAUAUAGAUAUAGAUAUAGAUAAAUGCACACGUGUUAUCUAUCUAUCGAUUAUUAUCUAUCUGAUGGAUACAACUCUGUGUAUCCGGAACAUAUAUAUGUACAUAACAUCCGACUAUUUUUAUAAUAAAUGAUAACACCAAAUAUGAAAUGAUAAUCGUGUCCAUAAAUAUUCAAAAUAAUAAUUACUGAACUAUAAAAGAGAGCAAAGAGAACAAAAACUUUGUUUCAUGAGCACAAAACUCGCAAACGAGUUUUCCUGGACGAAGGGCUCGCGGACAUGACGAGGCGGCGCGUGGACCUUCUAGAACAUUGUCGGAGCCGCAGCGGCGCGAAAAAUCCACUGCUGUCCAUCCUGAACCGAGAAAGAAUGGCGUUAAGAAAAGUUCUUUCGUCGAAGCCCCAAACCCCUUACUUUAAGCCCCCGGCAAUACACAUUUGUGUGGUUGCACUGAAGGACCAGCAUAGGGUCACGAGGUGGGACUUCCAGGACGGCAGAGCGGUGGCGGCCGUCACAAAAGCUAAUGCCGUCAUGGCCAUCAGCGACGGGCACUCCGUGGCCAAAGUGACCCUGUAUGAAGACCUGAAGGCCCAAGUUCAAGAGGGUGCUUCCUACGUGGUUCGUGGCUAUAACCUGAGGGGCAAUUCCCCUCCAUAUGCCUUUAAUGUCUCAAGGGAGACAGAAUUCUUUCGAAGCAGCGCCCUCGUCAUCGACGAGAAAUUACAAAACGAGGCCUUGAGGCUGAUCAAUCCUCGCUCGCCCCUGACCCCCCUCAGCACCUGCAGGGAAUCUGCUGGUCUGGUCACGGUGGAAGGGGAGGUGGUCGAGGUAAGUAACUUUCCGUUUAACGGGACUGCGAUAUAUAUAGCCAAUGUAGGUUGUUGCUGUAAAAUUAAGAGUGUAAGUCCGCCGGACUGCAGCUAUGAGAACAUUAACACCCAAAUCCACUGUGUUCAGGUGUCUGAGCUGAAGGAGGUGGUGGUGGCGAGGGACCGCGUGCCACUGCAAAACAUCACGUUGAAGCAGGGGGAAACAAAGGUGCCCGUGUCCCUCUGGAGGGAAACCGCCCUCCACUGCUGUGAGAUCGGGAACGUCCUGAGAGUGUCCCACCUGAGAGGGUCGGAGUCCAAUUAUGGAUUCCGGCUCCAAACAACGGUGGAGUCAGCAAUUGAGGCGGUCAGUUCCACGGCAGCGGAGGAGGUUGGAGUUUACGGGGCAACACCGGCACGCGGGGCUCCCGGAAGCCUAAAAGUGCUCCUGGAGGACGACAGGACGCUGUUCAUCGAGGAGAGCAAGUGGCUGCCAAUAGCUGCCAUAAUGGAAGCGCCACCCUUACCGGUCAAAAUAACCGUUAAAGGCAACACCAUUGUCGCCAUUGAAGCCAUGCGGAAGGAGGAGUAGCUGUUUGAGUUUCUUUUUGUUGUUGCUGUUUUUGCUGUUGUUUUAAUGUGUUCAUUAGGAAUCGGUUCUCCGUUGUUCAAAUUACCUUUCACAUUGUAUAGGAUGUUAUUAAUCAAUUUGCCAAAGUUCAUGUGUUCUGUUUUUGUUCUAUGUUAACCUUUUGUAAAAUGGAUGUAUAAUCAGUUUAAUCAAUUCAAUCAGUUUAAUCAAUUCAAUCAGUUUAUUCAAUUCAAUCAGUUAUGACAAAUCCAUGUAAUCGUGCAGUCUGUGUUCAAUGUCCAAUCAAUACAUGUUUUAAUCUCUGAUUACUGAUUCAAUUUUCAAUCAAUAAAUGUUUGUCACAAUUCUCGACUUUUCUUUUAAAGUCUUCAAAAUCCCCGUGUAGCCACGGAUAGUGCUAUUAUUUGAUUACUGUGUGGAUGUUAAAAAGCCUUUAAUUUUUGCCCACAAAUGAUAAUUUACUCCUCGCGUGUUUCAGCAUUAACUCUGAUCAUUUGUAGCCGGCAUCGUGUGACGUCUGCCUUUGUUAGAGCGCUCUGUUUAGGACAGUUCUAAUCAGUCUGUCGCUUCCACUCUGCCGCAACUCUCCCCAUAGCAACCAGAGCCCCGCACACACAAGCAGCCGCUACGUCACACAUAAACAAAUGACUCUGUAUCCAGUCAGCUGACGCUACCGGCAGCUAGCUUUCGUCGGCUAGCGCUACUAUCGCGCUAGCUUUGCGGUGGCUGACAAGUUAUGUCAGCAAGCGCAAACAAGUUGUACGAAGCUACUGCUGCUCUUGUAUUUAGCCAGCUAGCCUACGUGGAUAACCGUCACUCUGUCUGUCUGUCUGUCUGUCUGUCUCUCACUAUUAGCUACGGAAAUGGACGAGGGUCUCUGUUAGCUGUCCCCUUCCCGAGUACUGAAAGCAGCGCUUUACGCAGUGGCUGUUUAGCACAACAAUGUCAAAUAUAUACCUGUGUAUGAACAUCUAUCUAUCUAUAUAGAUAGAUAGAUAGAUAUAGAUAUAGAUAAAUGCACACGUGUUAUCUAUCUAUCGAUUAUUAUCUAUCUGAUGGAUACAACUC